Molecule: messenger RNA, 1704 nt
Organism: Marmota flaviventris (yellow-bellied marmot)
Lineage: Eukaryota; Metazoa; Chordata; Mammalia; Rodentia; Sciuridae
Product: granzyme A-like
Biological process (GO): negative regulation of oxidoreductase activity; positive regulation of apoptotic process; proteolysis
Molecular function (GO): serine-type endopeptidase activity
Source: RefSeq, a predicted model, not a curated record
GAAAGAGAGAGAGAGAGAGAGAACCACAUCCUGGGUGUUCAUUAUAUAUUAUUAAAGUCUAUACCUGAAACUGAAUGCUCUCCAUAGUGUGGAUAACAGAGGCAAUGAAAAUGCCUUCUCUUUUCUCUUUCCCUACUGCCAUCUUUCUUCUUCUACUUCCUGGAGUUUUUCUAGAAUCCUGCGAAGGAAUCAUAGGAGGAAAAGAAGUAGCACCUCAUGCAAGACGCUACAUGGCUCUUAUCAAAGGGCUGGAAAUCUGCGCAGGGGCUCUGAUCAAAGACAGCUGGGUGCUGACAGCUGCUCACUGUGAUGUGAAGGAAAAUCCUCAAAUUAUUCUUGGGGCCCACUCUACAUCCCCUAAAGAGAAACUUGACCAAGUAUUUUCUAUUCAAAAGGCAAUUCCCUAUCCAUGCUAUGAUCCACAGACAUUUGAAGGGGAUCUUCAACUCCUUCAGCUGAAAGGUAAAGCAACUAUGAGCAAAGCUGUGGGAAUACUUCAGCUACCCCAAAGAGGAGAAGACGUCAAACCCCACACCAAGUGUCAUGUGGCAGGAUGGGGAAGCACCAAAAAAGACUCUUGCAAAGUUUCACAUGUCUUGAGAGAAGUCAAUGUCACCGUGAUAGACCGGAAAAUAUGCAAUGAUGCAGAGCAUUAUAAUUUCAAGCCAGUUAUUGAGAACAGUAUGAUCUGUGCUGGUGGUAACAAAGGUGAAGAUGAUUCAUGUGAAGGGGAUUCUGGAAGUCCUCUGAUAUGCAAUAACAUUUUCAUCGGUGUCACUUCCUUUGGAAAAUGUGGUAACCCCAAGAAACCUGGUGUCUACAUUCUCCUUACAAACAAAUAUCUCAACUGGAUAAAGAAAACCAUUGCAGGAGCCAUAUGACAUGGCUUCUUCAAAACAGACAUCUGAGGUGACUUCCAGGAGACUCCAAGAAAAGGGGGCUUAAACUUGACCUGACCUAAGAAGCACCUCAGAGAGCCUCCCAACUUUGUGCGUGAAUUAUAGUCUGUCUCAAGAGCCAUCAGUCAAAGAAGUGGCUUCCUGCCGUCACUCCGGCAUGCUUUGCUGAGAUUGCAUCUUCUUCGCACUUAUUCUCUUUCCAUAGCAAGAGACAUCCUUUGGGGAAAAGUUCCUCUAUUCAGAAACCCCUUGCUUUAUUCAAAAUUUGAGGAAUGUCCCUACUGUAUUUGCUGUUGAAAAGAAUCUGAUCCCAGAAAAAAAAACAGAAUAUACUUCAACUUUCCAAAAUUCCUGUGACCCUUAGAAUUUAGAGCUUGAGAUUUUAUUCAAUAUGGAAUUAUGAAAGAGAUGGAGGGGUAUUUUUCUUUCUUACUUUAUACUUCUAUAUAUUUGAACUUUUUACUAAAUUCUAAAUAUAAGACAAUAAGAAAGAUUCAGUGUAUGUUUUAGAUAUUUGAAAAAUGUGAAGUUUCAAGCAAGCAAUAGUUCAGAGAAAUUGUAUCAUUUAUUAGUUACAAAUAGAAUAAAGUUUCAUCUGCCAGUAGGCCUCAGUUCAUUCAACUUAUAGAAAGAAGUGCAUUGGGUCUUGGCUCUACACAUGAGCACUAAACUUAGUUCUAUGUUAAUAAAUUGAUACACAACAAAGAAAACUGACUUCUUUUACCAUUUACCAUUUGUAUCUUAUCUUUUUGUUUUGCUUUUUCUCCAAAGAGCUAACUUACAAUAAAGCCACACUUUAAUGAUU